AUGACUAUCUCUUCACUCCCCCUUGUGCAUGCCGAUGACGAAUGGUCCCCUCUCCGCGCAGUUGUCGUAGGCCGUGCCGGCCGGGCCUGUUUUCCCAGCGCCCCAGCGAAGAUGAUCAAGGCGACGAUGCCCUCCGAGCAUGUCUCGCGCUUCCAGCCGGGGAACCCCUUCCACGCGAAGCUGAUCGCCAAGGCAGAAGCAGAAUUAGACUAUUUUGCUGCGAUUCUCUGUGCCGAGGGCAUUACGGUUUACCGGCCUGAGCCCGAUAUCGAUUGGGUUGCGUUGAACGGAUACACAGGUGCUAUGCCCCGAGAUGGUCUUAUGAGCGUUGGAAACAUGUUGAUCGAAGCGUGCUUCGCGUGGCCCUGUCGCGCAAAAGAAAUUGAAAUCGGAUUCUCCUCCAUCCUCGACGACCUUUCCAAGGACCAACGGGUGCAAAUCGUCCGUCGUCCCGAAAGUGCCUUUGCCAACACCCUUCUGGAUGACAAUGUGGCUGAUAAUACUACUACCGCAACUACCUGGGCUAUUAACAAUAGCCGUCCGGCUUUCGACACGGCCGACUUUAUGCGGUUCGGCUGCACCAUUAUCGGCCAAUACAGUCACGUCACCAACCAAGCGGGCGUAGAUUACAUCCGUAAGUAUCUACCGGCCGGCUACAGCAUCGAGAUGCUCGAUGUAGACGACCCGCAUGCAAUGCAUAUUGAUGCCACAAUCCUGCCCUUGCGAGACGGAUUGCUCGUCUAUAAUCCAACAAAGGUUACGGAAACGGAAUUACGUCGCCAUGCUGUCCUCGCGAGCUGGAAGCUCCACGCCUACCCUUACACUCCAAAAGCACCCAGCGAGCCUCCACUGUACAUGACCAGUCCAUGGCUGUGUCUCAAUGCACUUGUACUGGAUGGGAAACGUGUGGUAGUCGAGGCAAGCGAUCACCAGACCAUUCAAUGGUACGAAUCACUGGGUAUGCAGUGCAUUCCUUGCCCGUUCAAGCAUGUUAACAGUAUCGGGGGUUCAUUCCAUUGUGCGACAGUGGAUUUGGUGCGUGAGAGUUCUGCCUAG
Molecule: messenger RNA, 1056 nt
Organism: Penicillium daleae
Lineage: Eukaryota; Fungi; Ascomycota; Eurotiomycetes; Eurotiales; Aspergillaceae
Exons: 1
Coding region: 1-1056 (351 amino acids)
Cellular component (GO): mitochondrion
Molecular function (GO): amidinotransferase activity
Source: RefSeq, a predicted model, not a curated record